UAUGUCUACAUAUAUUACACUGCUAAAUGACUCUGAAUCAAAUGUUAAACCGACUCUUUAAACUUCCAGUCGCGAAUAAUUCGCAGCAAUUAGUCAGGAUCCUCCAACGGUCAAUCAUGGAUAAAGGGGUAAAGCUGGAAUACGUAGGGACCCCAGGGAAAAGUGUCAUAGACAAAAAGGGAGCUUUCCAAAGGGCCCAGUCCGCCUUUAGAAACUGGAUUACUGCUGAUGGGUCGUCUGGAUUUAAGGCGGAAUCUGGCCGUUAUCAUCUGUAUGUAUCAUUCGCUUGCCCUUGGGCGCACAGGACGCUGAUCGUCCGGAAAUUGAAGGGACUGGAAGACGUCAUUUCCGUUAACGUCGUGGAUUGGUUGCUUAAUUUUGAAACUGGUUGGGAAUUCAACGAAAAGAGAGAUGCUAGCACCUCCGAUACUGUAAAUGGAAAAAAGUUCAUGAAGGAGGUGUACAAAAAAGCAGAUCCAGAUUAUAAUAGAAGUAUUACUGUUCCUGUUCUUUGGGACAAACAAAAGAACACAAUAGUAAACAACGAAUCCAGCGAAAUAAUCAGAAUGCUGAACUCCGAAUUCAACGCCUUCUGUAAAACACCGGAGCAGAAACAAUUGGAUCUGUAUCCAGAGGACCGACGAAAAGAGAUUGAUGAAGUAAAUGAAUGGAUUUACCCGAAUAUCAACAAUGGCGUCUACCGUUCGGGAUUUGCCAGAUCCCAAGAGGCAUACGACGAGGCAGUGGUCGCUCUCUUCGAGGCACUGGAUAAGGUAGAAUCCAUUUUGUCCAAACAGCGGUAUUUAGUGGGAUCGUGUAUGACAGAGGCAGACGUUCGACUCUUUGUCACUCUCGUCCGUUUUGACAAAGUUUACGAACAGCACUUCAAGUGUAACAAGAAAAGAAUAAUCGACUACCCCAACAUGUGGCCAUAUGUAAGAGAUAUCUACCAAACGGAAGGGAUUGCAGAGACUGUAAAUAUGGAACAUAUCAAAAACCAUUAUAUGGUGAGCCAUCGUUCUAUCAAUCCUUUUGGAAUAGUUUCCAUUGGACCGGAGUUAGACUUCAACGCACCGCAUGACAGGAAUAGAACAUUCUGAUGGGAAACAGAAUAAAACCCAACAUCAUGGCGUCAACUGACAAUUGUAUCAAUGUUUUCUGUCCUGUGUUUAAUACUAAUAGGUAAAGUACUUUUCAUGCAGAAUACUCGCUUAUUGACUAUGAGAAAAUAAUGGUGAUUUACAUUUAUACAUGAUAACCUCUGAUUGGUUUUCAGGGUGAUAUUUUCGAUUUCGAAUUAAACUGUGGAGGUGACUUGUGAGAACUUAAUAUAGGACUUUGUUGUGCAUAAUUUGACAUUAUGUUACAUUAUUAUUAAAAAUGGACAGCAUACGGAAAUAUGAUUGCAAGAUAAAAUGUUUUUUGCCAUUAUUUUUGUAAACUUUUUCGAAUUUUUCAAGCAUAAAGAGAUCAAAUAUGUGUAUAUUCUUGUUUAUUAUUUAAUAAAUCUAAUUUAUGAAAUUAAACAUCUCUUUAGUUAGUUUCUUAAUCACAGACACCUACAAGUAUUUUUCAUAAUAUCAUCAGUUAGCAAUAAUUAUAGUCUAUCUUACGAUCUUUUUUAUAUAUUUUUUUGUCAGCAUCAUAAACCAAUGAAAUGAUUAUUCAAGAGCCACGUGAUAUUGUCAUUAUGACUUUCGAAAUGGAAGGAAUCAUUACAGUUAGAUGAGAUUAUAAUGGAAAAUUUUACCUCCUCCACCCCAAUCUUGCCCCAUGUUCCAGAAAUUUGUUUUAUUGUGUUGAUAAAAAAGUAUGGUAUUUCAUCUUUCUACUUACCAGAUUUAUACUGUUUCAUUUUGAUGGCGAAAACUUUAAUCCGCCACCUUAUUUAUAAUUAUGAUAUUGUGAAUUUUGUGUUUUUAUGAUAUUUGUGUUUUAAGGUGGCAAAGUUUUAAGGUGCCAUAUUGUUUUAAUUGUGUUUGUCACGAAUGAUAAAGAAUAGAGAUAUCCCUAUGUCAUUCUUGUUAGAUUACCUGAGAUGUAUUUAGAUACCCGGUGAUCUCCGUAUUGUACAUGUUGUAAAUGAAUAUCAACUUUUACAAUCGUCAUUAAUAAAUGAUUAUUUUCAGCUAAAA
Molecule: messenger RNA, 2135 nt
Organism: Ostrea edulis (European flat oyster)
Lineage: Eukaryota; Metazoa; Mollusca; Bivalvia; Ostreida; Ostreidae
Product: glutathionyl-hydroquinone reductase YqjG-like
Exons: 9
Coding region: 27-1100 (357 amino acids)
Cellular component (GO): cytoplasm
Molecular function (GO): glutathione transferase activity
Source: RefSeq, a predicted model, not a curated record